ACGUGACAGGUGAAGCCAAUGCAGAGCAGUGAGAGGAUGUGCAAUGUGACUGUUGCUGUCCUUUGUACCUGUUCCUGGCUCUGCAGUCAUGCCCCUCUCUGCAGGCACCCGAGAUGCUGUGGCUGGCAUAGCUGUGUUGGGGGCCACCUUUGUGGCUGGGGUCUACAUUGGUAAAAAAUAUUUUAUGUAUAGAAGGAAAAAGUCACAGAAAAUGUUUGAUGGACAGGAUGACCCACGUAGAACAUACCUGCUUCGUCUUUCCCUUAGAGAGCACCCAUCUGCGAAGAAGCUAAAACAGCAUCUUUCAAGGAUCACUCCACAGGAUAUAAGCAGCGAUGCCAUCCAACUAUUGGCAAACCUGGCUAAAAUUAUUAAAUCUAAGAAGAUUUUAGAUAUGGGGUGGAGCUAUGGUUACAAUCCUUUGAUCUUGGCAUUGGUACUUCCAUCUGAUGGAAAGGUUGUGGCAAAUGUGCGAGACACAGAGGAUGUCAGCAGUGCGAAGGAAUACUGGAGUGAGGCCGGUGUGGACCGUAAAAUUGAUGUUAAAGUGCAGUCUGAAGAGCAGACACUGGAUGACCUACUCUCUACUGGACAAGCUGGUACAUUUGACCUAAUUUCCAUAAAUAUGGCUCAUCAACAGAAUUGCAGAAAAUGCUAUGAAAAAUGUCUGCGUCUCUUGAGGAUUGGAGGAAUACUAGCCAUAGAUGGGGUCCUGUGCAGUGGAGCUGUACUGAGAAUGAGCCCGAAGACUGAGAGUGUACAGGGAAUGCAUCAGCUGAAUGAAGCCAUCCUAAGGGACGCUCGUGUAUUUUUAAGUAUGCUACCUCUUGCUGAUGGACUGAUGUUAUGUUUUAAACUUUGAUCCAAAGUUUAUUUUUUAUCGCCUCAAACUAGAUGCUGUAUGUACUUUUAAUAUAUUUAAAGUGAAAGUCAUAAUCCUGUGGCAGCCAUCUACUGUGAUAAUAAUGAGCUUCAACGGCAAGAAGUGGAUUUUGCAUAAGCCAGUGACUGAGCAGUAAUAUAGCAGCGAAGAUCACCAGUAAGUAAUAUAACCAGCGCCAUGGGAAAUGUCUCAGCAGCUGGGUCAAGGAGGCAAAUUUCUUUGAGUUGGGCCUAAAUCUCACUUUUCUUAUCUCAAUAACAGUUAUUUCAUUGGUUUCUUAAGGCUCCUUUCACACUAGCUGACCCCAGUUGGUGAAUUCCAGUGAAACUUUGGAGUCUGACUUUGAAGUGGCUUUCACACUCUCUGGCAUUGAAGCCUUGUCAAAGUUGGAUCAAAGUGCUGCAGGAACCUUUUCUGAAGUUGCAGCAUUUUCAGUAGUGUCAAUUGGAAUGGCUUUCAUAGUGAUACAUGGCAUUUCCCUCUGAUCCCUCCUGUAUUGAAUUGUAUUGUAACCGUACUGUCUGUCCUCACGCUGUAAAGCACUGCGCAAACUGUUGGCGCUAUAUAAAUCAUGUAUAGUAAUAAUAAUUUCACUUGUCCUGCAACUUGGGGUCUCGCAAGUCGGAUCCUAAGUCUCGCAAGUGUGAAAGGAGCCCAAGUCUUUAUUGUAAUUGGAUACAAAUUGCACAUCUUAUGGAAGUUUAACGCUUAUAGUGCCUUGAAAAAGUAUUCAUAUCUCUUGAAAUUUGCCACAUUUUGUCAUGUUUCAAUC
Molecule: messenger RNA, 1655 nt
Organism: Rana temporaria (common frog)
Lineage: Eukaryota; Metazoa; Chordata; Amphibia; Anura; Ranidae
Gene: COMTD1
Product: catechol-O-methyltransferase domain containing 1
Exons: 7
Coding region: 89-862 (257 amino acids)
Molecular function (GO): S-adenosylmethionine-dependent methyltransferase activity; O-methyltransferase activity
Source: RefSeq, a predicted model, not a curated record